Molecule: messenger RNA, 714 nt
Organism: Echinostoma caproni
Lineage: Eukaryota; Metazoa; Platyhelminthes; Trematoda; Plagiorchiida; Echinostomatidae
Source: the annotation of a GenBank genome assembly
AUGAACCUAUCGACCUCCCAUCGAAUCAAUAUUCGCAUGAUCGAUCGGCCCGAUUUCCACCUAGCCAUCUCAGGCAAAACAUGGGCUAUCAUCAGGGAACAUUAUCCAUGGCUCAUCCCAAAGCUGGUGGUCAAGGGCACGGUUUUUGCUCGUUUCUCACCGGAUCAAAAAACUCAGCUGAUCGAGGCACUGCAAUCUGUCGGCUAUUUUGUUGCAAUGUGUGGGGAUGGGGCAAACGAUUGUGGCGCUCUGAAAGCCGCGCACGCCGGCGUUUCGUUGAGUGAAGCCGAAGCCAGUGUGGCCAGUCCCUUUACUUCGAAAAAGCAGAACAUCAGUUGCAUUCCCGCACUGAUUCGGGAAGGUCGUUGUGCGCUAGUGACCAGCUUUGGCACGUUGAAAUUCAUCACGGGAUAUUCUCUUGUCCAGUUUAUUUCUGUGAUUACCCUAUUCUAUAUUGGAAGUUCACUCUCAGAUGGUCAAUUCUUGUAUAUUGAUUUAUUUCUCAUCACCUCUCUCAGCGUUACUUUUGGUUACACGAAACCCUAUCCGCACUUAUCCAUUGAACCUCCUAGAAUGCGUCUUCUUUCAACCAUCACUCUGUUGUCACUGGGCUGUCAGCUUCUNGACGCAUUUAGCAGUUCAAAUUGUGGCAUUCUUUACUGUCCGCAUGCAACCGUGGUGAGUGUCCUUUUAGGCUUAUCCAGCCUAAACUGA